UGUGUAUUAAUUCAAACCACUACAUAUUUUAUUUUUGACCCUUUAGGACAGCCAUUUUUGUCGGCUACCCUCUUUGGAGAAAAGAGAGCAAAUAUAUGACGUGUCUUUGUGAACGAUCAUAUCUUUGGUCGUAGAAAGGAAUAUUUUUGCCCGGUUUAGAAUAAACCCCGUAUGUCAAGGAACAGGUUAUCCGGUUUAACCUUAUCACAACAACGUACAAUAUCUCAAGCAUAAGAUACAACAACGAAGGAACACAGAUUUUUCAUAUAAAUAGAAUAUACGCACAUGGUAUCAGGGUUUUGAUCGUAAAGCAUUCUCAUCUACGUAUUUUCUCUCUCUACCUCCCACCGCCUCUCCAUCUCUCUCUAGAAUUCUCACCAUGCCUCGCAGAAGCUCCGGCGGAAGGUCAGCUAGGGCACCUGCUCGUGCUCCAGCACGCAACCCACCAGCUCCAGCAAGCCGAGCACCCCCUCCUGCUCCUGUUCAGCAGAGUAGCGGUGGUGGGUCGAUGCUUGGAGGCAUUGGUUCAACUAUAGCCCAAGGCAUGGCUUUUGGUACUGGAAGUGCUGUUGCUCAUAGGGCUGUGGAUGCUGUGAUGGGUCCUCGUACAAUUCAACAUGAAGCUGUUGUUGCUGCUGCUACUGAUAUGCCUACAAACAACACUGUAUCUGAUGCUUGUGGUAUGCACACCAAGGCUUUCCAAGAUUGUAUUAACAGCUCUGGGAGUGAUAUUGGGAAGUGCCAGUUUUACAUGGAUAUGUUGGCUGAAUGCAGAAGAAACACAGCUCUGAAUGCUUGAGUGUAUGCAAUUUCACACAACACAUUACAUUCAUAUGAAAUGAAACUUUAUUUUUUGGGUAUUGUUGGAGUGGUUAUAUGAACUUUGGUGGCUAAUAAAUGAUCUUGAUGUUCUCUUCAUCAUCAUGUGAUUGUAUGAUGGGUUAAAAGUUAAAACCAUGUGGUGUUAUGGAUAUCUUGCUUUCAUUUGUAUGCAUUUGUUCUUUCAACAAUCCUCACUUUUUCUUUCAGUUUUUUUUUCUUCAUAUCCCUGACCUUUUUACGUGUGGAUUUGUUGUGUUCUUUGUUUAAUAGAGAAAAUGAC
Messenger RNA from Lactuca saligna, 1102 nucleotides. The record is from the annotation of a GenBank genome assembly. Lineage: Eukaryota; Viridiplantae; Streptophyta; Magnoliopsida; Asterales; Asteraceae.